GGGAAAACUAGGGACGACCCCUUGUUUUGAAGCGCGCGUUUGACAGUCAGCAGCAGCAGCAGCGACCAGCGGGACAUACGUCACUGAGCGAGAUCAGUGACGUGCCUUAGUAGUAGUAGUAGUAGGCGCUCGAACGUAGCAACCGCAGCAGCAUUCUGUCUGAUUGACGUUCGGUGGUCGAGAUGGGCAACCAGCCGACGAAACACUCGCCCGGAAGGCCGAAAAAGGCUGUCCAUUGGAAAUCGGCAGAACCGCCAGCACCACCAGGGAAACCGACGCUCGUUCCGGGGAGCCCUUCGUCGGCACCGGACAUUGUGACGAUCCGCUGGACUCGCCCGCAGACUGAUGGCGGCUCGGCCAUCCUCGGGUACGUGGUGGAGCAGCGACGCACCGGAUCACCGCACUGGGUCCGGGCCUGUCCCUCGCUCGUCCAGCAAACGGAACUCUCGCUGAGUGGCCUGGAACCUGGCUGGCGCUACCAAUUCCGCGUGAUGGCGGACAACAUCGUGGGUCGAUCGGAUGCCAGUGAAGCAUCGGAUCCGCUCACCGUGACCCUCCAGCGAAACGCCAUCUCCGCGCCCCGUUUCCUGCACGAACUGUUCGAUGCGACCGCGGUCGAGAACGAGAAGGUUGAGUUCCGGGUGCAAGUCGCCGGGACGCCGGUGCCGCAGAUUAGCUGGUUUAAGGAUGGGUUCGAGAUUUACAGUAGCCGCCGGGCACGGAUCGUAACCGAGGCGGACGUCAGCGUGUUGGUCAUCCACCAGACGGCACUGACGGACGAGGGGGAGAUCAAGUGUGCGGCAACGAACCGGGCUGGGCACAGCGUUACCCGGUGCCAGCUCACGAUCGAUGCGUACCCGAAGAUACGGCUGCCGCGCCAGUACGAGGACGGGUUGAUCAUCGAGGCGGAGGAAGUGAUCCGCCUGAAGGUGGCCCUUGCCGGGCGGCCACCACCGAUGGUCGAGUGGAGCCACAACGGGGAGCUGCUGGAGAACGGCCGGCGGCACGAGAUCCUGACGACGGACAAGAACUCCACUCUGAAGAUCGUGAACAGUGAGCGGGACGAUCGGGGAGAGUACCACAUCCGGGCGCUCAACAAGCUAGGUGACGACGUGGCGUCGUUCCUGGUGACGGUCACGGCACGCCCGCAGCCCCCGGGCCGGGUGACGAUCGCCCUGUCGUACGGCAAAACGGUCACCCUGAGCUGGUCCGCCCCGGACGACGACGGGGGCUGCAAGAUCGGGGCCUACAUCGUCGAGUACUACCGGGUCGGGUGGGACGUGUGGUUGAAGGCGGCCACCUGCCGCCAGCUAACCACCACGCUGUCCGAUCUGAUCGAGGGCUCCCAGUACCGGUUCCGGGUGAAGGCCGAAAACCCGUACGGGGUGAGUGAACCGAGCGACGAAUCGGACCUCCUGUUCGUGGCCGAUCCACGCCGAGGCAUUACGGAUGCCACGAAAAUCGCGUCACCAUCCACGCUGCCCCGCAAACGCCGUGACCUAUCGCCGGUGGGGGCGAGACCCAAAAAAGCUUUCACUCCGGAACCGUACGGUCGGAACGAGAUUAUGCUCGAGAUGUCGUACGGGACACCGAUCGAGCCGACAGUGAUGCAGCCCACCGUACCGGAGGUAAUCAUCACGGAACCGCUGCAGUCCACUGCCGCGCCCCUUGCCGAACCCGAAUCCGAAUCGGAACUUACGGACAGUGCGGCCACCAUGUCGAACCGGGCUUCGCCUCUGCUAGUGUCACCGCUGAAGGCGAUGCAAAAGUUCUCCAAAGAACCGAGUCCCCUGUCGGUUCCGUCCGGGUCCGAGCGGGACCCAUCACCGGUCGACAGCUCCACAAGCGCUAGCGCCAGCGAUCGCGGAAAGUCAACCGGGCCUCCGAGCGAGAAGACCGAACCACGGACGAUCCACAACAGCUCCGAGUUCAUGUUGGUCCUGUACAACGAGCAAGAAGCGAGAAAAAACACCCCGACCGGAAGAACAGCCCCGAAGGGUCCGCCGAUUCAGUCCCAGAGGAUGGGCUGGAAGUUCCACAAAGAUCGCUGCUUUCUGCAGAGACUCCUCACGCGACGUGGUUGCUCUCGAACGCUCGGUUCCGGUAAUUCUACCUUCGACUUUGAACUGGACGAACUGGUGGCUCCACCGCCGCCACUGUCGCUGUCCGCGCCGGAACUCAACGUGGAACCACCGCCGGCACCGGCGAUGCGUGCCGGCGUAAGCUCCACGGAGCUGCUGUACGAGCGGGCGAUGGCCCGGUUCUAUCAGGCCGUCGCCUACGAGGAGUCGGAAAAUCAACGCAAGGAAGCUGAAGAAGCGGAACAGCAGGCCCUACGUCGGCGCCAAACCGAACAACCCGCGCUGGACGAUAAGAACGCCGGCAACACGACGGCAACCGUGAACCGCAGCUUAGCCGACCGGAGAAGCAGCCUACGGAAGAGACUGUCCGGUGACAAGGACUCGAUCGUGAAGCAGUCCAGCUUUGAACAGGAUCCGGUCGUUCAGCAUCAGCCCCAGCAGCAGCAGCAGCAGCUUUCACAUUCCACACUCGCCGAAGAACCGAUCCCGGAGGAGCUGCCCGCGGAGGAUACGGUGGCCCCUGGGGAGAGGCACUCCGACGAAGAGGAGGCUGAAUCCGUGUCCUCCUCGAUGAGCUCGAUGAUCGAGGAGCUGAAGCGCCGCGAGCUGGAGCACCAGCAACAGCUGCAGCAGCAGGCCAUGAAGCGGCGUGGCUUCAUGGACGACGAUCAAGUGGACGAGGAACCGUACCACCCGGGGGUGCAGCGGAUGCGAUCGCCAUACCGAAACCCGGACCCGAGCCAGGCGAUCGAGGUGCUCACGGUACCGAUGCCCCUGCCGGAUCCCAACUUUGUGCCCAAACCGAUCCUUAAGCGACCCUCGACCGAGGUACUGGCGACGACCCAGAGUUUACCGGCACCGGUGCUCCAGACGCGAACCCUCACACCGGAGCGUCAGGUAUCGCCGGCAAAAGCCAGUCCCGUUCGACAAAAAUCCCCGACCCCCGAGCCAGUGACUGUGGCACUGCCCCCGAAGGAACCAUCUCCGGCCAAGAAGACGAUCCCCGUGGUGACACCGCCACUCUCCGAGAAGCAACCGCCGGCGGAAGAGGACAUCAAGCGGGCGAUCGUUUCCGAAGCGGCCCGCCAGCGUCGGCUCGAGACGCGCCAAAACUCGAUCGAGGAGUCACGUGCCGUGGCCGACUUCUACAGCGAUAUGGUGCAGCAGAUCGAGAGCUCCAAGAAACCGCGCAAGCUGCCCCUCUACAUGAGCCCGGACGAGGUGCGCAAGCUGAACGAGCGCGAACACUCGCGCCAAUCGUCCCGCGCCGGCUCCAAAUCACCACUCACCCUCGAGGAUGCGUACCCCGGGCGGUUCCGCUCGUCCCGAUCACCCUCCCUGACAACCGCCGAUGGUCCGUCGGUGAUCGUGCACCGUCCGACCCGACCGGCGCGGGAAAGUAAAAUCCUUCGCGGGCGCUCGGCUUCCGUCGAAAGCGAUAUUGUCUCCAAGGUGGCCCCCGCUGGUGCCCGGCCGCCAACGCCAAAGGACGAACCCGUACGACCCAGCCGACCGGUGGAAAAGAAACGCACUCCCGGUCCGCUCGGGAAUCGCUCGCGGUCCAACUCGGCCGCUCGGAACGCGGGCCCCGCGGUGCCAGCAGCUCCCGUUCGGACGAUCAUCAACAAACAACCGACACCGGAACCACAACGGAUCACUAGAGUAUCGCCGGCCAGCUCGUCGGGCGAUCCGGAGCCACCGAUUACGGCCAAACCCGUGGAGGAGGGAUCCCUCAAGCCAACGGUGUCGUAUCUGACGGACGUGGCACUGUUUGCGAUCGCCUGCUGGUUGUACCUUUUCAAGAAUCCGAAGCUGGCCCUACCGGUCAUCUUGCUGAUCAUGUACCGCCACAUCCGCGAGGCGCUGAAGGACAAGAUGCCGGCCUGGAUGCGGCGUAAGGAGAGCGCGGCGAGCUGAGAGCCGGGCUCCCGUCCGAGAGUUCCUGAUAAAGACAUUGUUUAUUGCGGCAGCAGGAAGAAUGCCGACUUCGUGUUCCUCGCACCGUGUUCGCUGUUCCGUUUCGGUCGCAGUUGCUAGUUGUAAUGAAUGUGCGACUAGUCAUCGCUGACGGCGGUGUGCCGGCCGCGCCAACCCGCGUCCGUAGGGCCGAUAGUGUCCUGUUUUUAGACCGUUACGCACCACCGUUCGUAGUGUAAGCACCUAGUCCAGUGUGCUUGUGUUUGUGUGUUUAUGUGUUGUACGUUUCUACUUUUGUACGAUUUUCACCGUGAGACUGCACCAAGAGGCCAACCAGGCGGAAGUCAACGAUAAGCGCGAACCCUGCAAUUGCAGGAGCACAACACCGGGAGACGGCCGCAGUCUGUGACCCGCGGAGGGACGAAAAAGUGAUGGCCUCUUUUUUUAAAAGCGACCACCGAUCCGAAGCGAAUGAUUAUUUUUGUUACCUCAAGUUAUUGCACCCGGCGCCCGUAGCGAAGUGAUGCAAGUGCGGGUUGUUUUUGGUGAGUUCGGCCCGUGUGGCCGGACGCGCGUUUACACCGAUAUUUGUAACAGCACACGACUCUCACAUAUUUGUUUAAUGCGCGUUUAAUGUUAGUUAUUUAUUUGUAUAUAUCCGCGUUUUCCCUUUCGGAGGCACGAGCACUAACGGAGAAAUAAAA
Anopheles bellator is the source of this 4702-nucleotide messenger RNA. RefSeq names its product titin (gene MnM). The transcript is spliced from 4 exons. The record is from RefSeq and is a predicted model, not a curated record. The coding region runs from base 183 to 3998 and encodes 1271 amino acids. NCBI's taxonomy places the organism in Eukaryota, Metazoa, Arthropoda, Insecta, Diptera, Culicidae. Gene Ontology annotation, molecular function: protein binding.